Oppia nitens is the source of this 3996-nucleotide messenger RNA. RefSeq names its product structural maintenance of chromosomes flexible hinge domain-containing protein 1-like. Bases 25 to 3996 code for a protein of 1323 amino acids. The transcript has 9 exons. The record is from RefSeq and is a predicted model, not a curated record. Lineage: Eukaryota; Metazoa; Arthropoda; Arachnida; Sarcoptiformes; Oppiidae. Gene Ontology annotation, biological process: double-strand break repair.
AAAGUUAUAAAUUUGUGUCAAACAAUGUAUUGCAAUAUAACGGUUCGUGACCUGAGACCAAAUCGAUCAGCCGAUGCCAGGAGUGUGUAUCGGUUGUCACAAAUUGAUGACAAUUGUAUGGAUUUAUACCAAUAUUUUGUUAAAAAGUUUAAUAAUACGACUGAUUUUGUGUUAACCCUGACUGACAACACCCCACUCUGUCCCGAAAAUUUCAAAGAUGUGAUGACCGAUGAUCUUGAGCUUCAUAUCUAUGAGACGCUAUCAGAAAAUGUGAUGAAAUGUGAGGUCGAUAUCGCUCCACAUCCGGACACUAUAACAAAGUCGGGAAUGUAUGAGUACUAUGACUCCCGAGGUAUCGAUUCAGUAGUCAUAUCAAUAGCAGAAUUGAUCGAUAACUCAUUGGCCGCCACUAAGGAUAACGACGGUUUAAGACUUGUUGAGAUCCGUUAUUAUGACUAUGGAUCAGAUUCAUUGCUCGUCAUUAUCGACAACGGCUGUGGAAUGGGUCGAAACGAUUUGACAAAUUGGGCCAAAUUUAAGUGCUCGAAGUUUGUCAGAAAUGGUGCCAACAAUGAAUCAAAUCAGACACACAAUAACAUUGAUUUGACUUCAUUUAAUUCAUCGCAUCUACCACUUAGUGGACUUCGUGAUCGCCAAUCAAUGCCACCGCCGAGUCCUCGACGAAUGAUUCGAUAUUUGGACAGUAAUAUAAACUAUUUCGGUGCGGGUGGCAAACAAGCCAUCUUUAAUAUCGGCGAAACCACUACAAUGAUCACGAAGGCUGCAGACGAAGAGUGUGUCUUUGAAUUGACACUUUCGAAGAGUAAAUUUGAUGAAAAAACUCGUAUUAAUCCGAGCGGUGUUUAUAAAGAAGAACUCAUUCAGAGAACGAAAGGAUCUGAAAGACCUUUGAAAAAAAACCCUACAAUUAUGGAUCAAAUCGAGAACUCAAUUAUUAUUGAAAUUGAAAACGAUUACAAAAGUUUCACCAUUUGCUGUAUAAAAGAUGUCUUUGCGAAACAUCACAUUCAGUUCAAACGGAAUACGGAAAACAUGAACUAUUGGACUAAAGGUUUAGCCAGAGUUUAUCACUAUUAUCUUCACGGACCCGAUGGUAAUAAAAAUGAAAAACAAAAUAUUGUUAAAGAACUACAGGAUAUCAAUAUUAUUAUAAAGAUAUUUCAGAUUAAACUCGAAGAGAAUAUCGAAACACAAUUAAAACAUCAAAUAAAUUUGAAAGAUAUUAACGAUGAUUACGAAUCACUUUUAAUUCGUUCGGCAAAGGAUUCAUUUCUGUUUGAAGUCGAACAUUCAGACCGACAAAACAGUGAUAACAUGCCAGCGGUUAUUGAAGGAGUUAUUCGUUAUCAUCCGUAUGAAUACGAUAGUGAAACUAUACCGGAGCUCACAAUAUAUGAUGAUCUGACCGAAUCCACGUCUGUUGCGUCUUCGAGAACUAUCGAUGAAGACAUUGAAGAUUGUAUGCAAAAAGCAACCCGAAAGAAGAUGCGUGAAGUGUUUGAAUGUUUUUGGCACGGAAGACUUAUACCACAAGAUUGCAUUGACUUUGAAUGGAAUAAAUACAAUCCGAAGAAUACCAAUUGUACUAAAGAACUUGAAGAAUGCUAUAACCGAUUAUCCGGUGCACUCUUUACUGACGCCUGUUUUCAAGUCUCACAAAAUAAGCAAAGUUUUAUGGAUUUGAAUCGAUUGAUGUCUCAAACACAGAAACUUGUGUUUUAUAAAGUUGAUGGACAAGGAAGAAGAGUCAGAUGUAAUUUCGAAAAUGAAUUUAUGAAUUGGCUUAAGAAUUGUCAUACAAAACUCGAUAAACAGGUCCACUAUUUUGAGUAUCAAUGUGAUAUACCACGUGUUGAUAUUCAAUCUUUAAGGAAGCUUUCGAUAACUAACGUGUUUUCUGUGUUUAAUAAAAUUGAGUGGAGAAACAAAUUUUUGAAAAAAGGAGAUAUCAUUCAAACACAACACACUAGACCUCAGAAAUUAAUUGGAAAAAUUGAUAAAUUCUUAGUUCCCGUUAAAUGUAGCGGCGAUUACAUCGGUUCUCCCGGUUUUGUUGAAAUACAUCAAUUGCCUGAAGAAAUCUAUGGAAAUGGUUCUGAAUCGUCAAAAAUAAUUCAUUUCAUUAAAAUUAAUAUUGAAGCCGAAUUGGACAUAAUUGGCCAAGAAUUGGACAAACUUUAUUGUCGAUUACCCGAAAGUAUUAAAUUGACUUUUCCUAAAAGGUAUCCAAUAAAAGAAGGCGACCAACUUGUGGCCGGUCGACCUAUUGGUGACAUUAGAGUCGAACUCUUGAAUUCUAAUUCUGAAAAAUUACAAACGGAUCGCAUUCCGUAUAAAGGAACUCAUAAAAAGCUAAGCAUUCAAUUGGAAAUACUUCGCGAAAUUGAAAACAACGAAACAGUUACUGAAAUUGAGUAUCCUUUGGCACAUUAUUCAAAGGAUUGGGAUUAUUGGUUCACACAAACAGAUGGCAUUAAUAAGGCUGGAAAGUAUCAAAUAGUUUGUGUUUGUCUUAACUCAACCACUGGAACUGAUAGCUCAAUGACAGCAAAGUUUGCAAAUGGAGAUGCGCUGCCUUCUCUACCACCCAUGAAAUUUACUGUCAUUCCCGAUGAGACCAAUCAUUUUGUUGUCUCUGAAAAUAAUCUGAAAGUUAUGAUUGGAAAACCAUUUAAUCUGACACUUGAAUUGUUCGAUCAGUUCGAUAAUUUAGUGAAACCCGAUUCCAAUACAGUAUAUUCACCUGAAAUUAAACACAAUGAUUUCAUUGUCAAUGUCGAGGCGACUGAGAUUAAAGGCCAUAAACUUAUAUUGAAGAAUGUGGUUAUAUUAGGAAAAAUAAUGGACAAUAUUAUUAUAACAUUUGAGAUAUCAUUGAUGUCGAUUGAAAAUAAAGAAAAGUUGGACAUUGAGGUGCAAUUGGGAAACCCUAUUGAUAUUAUAAUAGAACCUAAUCUUCCAAUUGAAGCACAAAACAACUCGAUUCCCGAAAUAGAAGUUUAUUUGCAUGAUAUGGGAGGCAAUGAUGUGACACUUAUCCGCAGAAAUCAUAAUGUUGUGGCAAAAGUGUUUGAACUCAUAGACAAUGAACAUAAAAAACAAGUAUUUCCUGAAAUCAAUUUAGUCAACCGUUCGUAUGACAAUCAUUUCUAUCUAACCAUUAAUAAACAAAUCAGUAUUAAAGAAUCCGAUAUUCCUCUUCAUUUAAGGACUUUUGUCAUAAAAUUUUUUCUGAAAUACGACAUAAAUGUAUUCAAAGAAAUAUCAUUAGUUUUGUUGCAAAGUAAUCUACAAGAAGAGUCUACAACUUUAAGAAGUAAUACGAAAGAUAAUAAUAUUAAAGUUAGUAAAUGUUUGACAACCAAUAAUAACAAACGAAACUUAUCUGCAAAUGAAAACCCAGACAACAUUAUUAGACCUAAAAAAUCAAAAAUUAUAAGAAUUAAUCGUAAUAUCAGAAACACAUCCACUAGUAGUGACAUGAUAUCAGAUGAGACGCCAUCGACAUCAAGAAACGAAACAAUUACACCACAAAUAAUGACAUCAACACCAAUCAGAUCGCAAACUCCUUUAUUUCCCAAUGAAUCUACAAUAAGAGCACAGUCUUUGAAUUCAACACAAACACUACCAUUGACUCGCGUAAUACCUUCAACCUCGACAGUUAUUACACAAGUAUCAGCUGAUCCAAACACAAGUACUACAUCAAUAUCAUCACAAUCUGAUUCAAUACCAUUGAAAUUGAUAUAUGAGAAAACCCUUGAAGACGGAAGACAAGAAAUGGUUGAAAUUCUUAGUCAACAAUUAACGAGUGAUUCUUUUCAGCCGAGUGUUUAUGUCAUUGGAAUCGAUAGCGAAGAAAGAACUCAAGAAAAUCUUACUGAAGAAGAGAAUAGAAUUGUUGAACAAAUCGUGCAAUUAUUCAAACAAUUAAGAGAUAUUCAGAAAAAUAGAAAUUCUUUAUUUAAUAAUAAUUAA